AGCUGGCUGCUGUAACCGCUUGUCUUAUACCUUUCUACAAGUGUUUGUUCAAGUUGUUGCCACCUCGAGACACUUCGAUAGGAAAUAAAUACAGAAAAGGCAUUUGAGCGCAAGAAUUUCAACAGCAGUACCUAUGAUGGCUAUGCGCGGAUAAACUUUAUUGUGACUCGGUCCAGUUACACUCGUUCACCGCCAUGUUGACGAGUUAGCCUCCAAUUUCGUGUACUAUAUAAGUUACGCAAUUCAUUAUGAUCCUUGUUGUCGACUGUUGUCUUUACCAAUUCUGAGUCUCUUGUAACUACAAAUAUGAACGAUCUUCAUUUAACGCGUUUGCUGUUUUGUUCGUGAAUGUUGCGGGUUUGUUAUGGCGCACGUUCUCUUUUCAUAGUUUUCACGGUGCCCAGCCUCGACGCAAGGUGCACUAACGGUUUCCUUCCUUAAGUACAGUUCUCUGAUUCUUUUGUUCAUCAGUUCUAAGCAUCUCUUAAGUAAUUUCGUGCUCGUUCAAGUCCGCCUUUGGCCGUGUGCUCGUUUCUGUCGGCAUUGGUUUCUGGCAGUGACGACAAAAUUCAUCACCCCCUGCCGUUUAUCUAGAGUAAACCUAUGUGGGUUUAUCUUUCCGUCUCUGUCUGUCAGCCCCUUCUUCUGUUACUCUCUACCACAGCAUACAAAAUAAAAUUGUGCGAAGCCGCGUAGUCGGCUGCGCUUCCUGAGUAGUGGAGAAGUGCUUGUGGUAGAAAGGGAUAACAGCGAAGCGAAGAGGACAGGGACGUGGGCAGCUGCAAACCGAGCGAGGAGAACAGAUUGCGGGAGGCACCGCUGCAUGGCGCUACUAUCGUGGUCCUCACUCGCGAACCUCUGCUCAAAUACUUACUACCUGACGGCCUGCUUUGCCUGCUCUCUAGUACGAACAAGAACCUGCUUAAUGGUUAUGGUAUGUGGUGGUAGUGGAAGCUGCCGCUACACUCGCUCUGUGAGCCUGUCCGAAUGUUCGGCUGCCCGCCUUUACGCUGCUGAUACGGUUUGGCCUGCUUCGGGCGGUCGGCCGCGAAUGUCUGUCGCAGACCAACGAUACCCAACUCACUACCAAUAUUACUCCUACCAAUUGUAAGAAGGCUACCCAGCAGGAAGCACUGAUAAGCGGCUUGUUAGAAGCGGCAGGCCCUAUUAGCGGGUUGGCCUGCUGACCUUUCUGCCAGGCUGCUUACCUUUAGACAAGGCAUCGUGUUCCUGCUCUUUCGUUUUUGGCGGUGCGGCGCUGCAUGGCCUGGUGUAUCAAUACCUCUAAGCAAGCAGUUGUGGACUAGGAACAUCUACUUACUAUAACUAAUACGGCUGUCGUUCUAAAAUGGUACACGAUAACGUAAUAACCUCCUCACUUAAAUCAGUUUGAUCGCUUGUGUUUAGUUCACAUUACUGCUAAGUACAGUCAUCUGCGUGUGAGAGAGCGCGAUCAGCUCAGAGUGGGUUUUACUAUGUAGUUGUUGAGCUGGCACUACUACUAAUUUUCGCCGUAGUAGCGGUGGUAAGAGUAAAGUACCGAACGUGAGGUUUCUGUACUCUGUUCCUGGUGGAAAGGAUUUCAGUGCUUUUCCAUGUGUAGACUGCAGGCGACGUAUUUUGCACACACGAUUUGGAUUUGACGGAUACCGUCCUGUCCAAGGGGGUAACCGACAGGCACAGCCCCCCAGCAGCGCUGACCUAUUCUCUUCUGGUACGUCCUUUUCUGCAGGAGCGAUUCAUAAGUGUCCUCUAAACUCGCUGCACGCCAUUUCUAUCAGUUUUAUACAUUAUUGUCAUCCUCGUGGGUGGCAACGGCAACGGGUUAAAACGGCAGCUUUCGCUGCUGCUGUCUCCAUUCCGGUCACAAUUAGACCGUUGUCAGACAGUCGGCAAUAAUUGUCGGCUAACUUAACUUGUGAAUAAAUCGUGCUUGGUGCGGUGUACAGACAUCGACUCGUCGGUUUAAUCUUUUCAGUGAUUUCUGGUGUGAUUUUUCGUCCGGUGCACAGCAAUUUAAGUUUCACGCUUCGCGCGACCCCCGUCAGCCUGAUAUCAUGUGUUGUGUCUUCUAUGCAAGUGCAUUUAUGCUUAGCUGACUGCGUGUUCUAGCCUUCACAGUAGAGCAAGAAAACACUGAUAGCAAAUCACAACAACACGACUGGUCGGUCGAUCGGAGAGUAGUCGGAUAGAGUUCGCCAAUGAACAGUUAACAAGUGACGCCAAAAUGGCGGAAUUGCCAGAGGAAUACUGAGAAUGUCGAAUAUCGUUGGCAAAGCUGACGUCUACUGGAAAAAUCAUUGGCAGGUGAUAGCGAUCUGUACUGCAUUCGCUACAAUUCAACGUAUGUGCAUUGAUGGCAACGUCUAAUGACAGAUCGAGCGGCCACGCAAACAAUAGGAACAGCUUAAAAUAUCACCUGUUUAGCGUCCGGUGGUGUCUUACUCAGCUGUGUUUUACUAUAUUAGUUUCUAAGUGAGUGUCUCCUUUUAUUUUAGUGGCUCAUAGUCUUAAGUGGUCUGAGACACAAUGAUUUGAUCUGGCAGCAGAGUGUGCAACAGAAUCCGUCUAAUCAUUGUCACUUUUUAUCCCUCAGUCUAAGUCGGCGGGCUGUAUCAGUUCGUUAGUGAUUCUUAAGCUUGUGAUUUGGAAAAGAACUUGUGAUUGUUCAGGAUUCCCAACUGGCGAGCGCAUUGACGUGCGCUGAGUACGCGAUUGGAGGUUUGACGACUGUUUCCGUCACCCCAACAACUACAGCAGUUAAUAGAGCUUCGAGAGUUACAACGAGUGAAGUUGGCAUCUGCCACACCGAACCGCAACUCAUGGUAGAGACCCAAGUGCAAGCGCCUCCGACAUCAAACUGGUGCUGCUUUUGUAGGUCAAGGGCGAAGCGAUCUGCAAGGCCAGCCGACAUCGAGCGACACUGAGUGCAACAAGGCGCUCAUGAGCAGUAACGGAUAAAGACGCUUCACAGUUGUCAACGAAGAAGAUAUCAACGAUCCAAAUCAAACAACAGCAACAAUAAAAACGUAGUUCUAGCAACAAGAGAGCAGAAAAAUCAAUUAAUUCGAACUGGAAAUGCUGGUUGCAUUCCGUUCUUAUCAAUACCGUAAUACCAAAAAAAGGUGGCUGGCAAAAGCGGUAGUUAAGAAGCAGUUUCAAGAAAUCUAUCCUGUUUGUCUUUCUAGUGCCAGGUCUUUAAACAUGGAUCCUUCAGAUCUGCCGCACAGUUUAUCCAGACCAAAUCUAAUGGCAAGUUAGCCUCUUUCUGUCAUUUUGACUUGUGAAGCGUUACUCACGAUUCUAUAUUGACUGCGCUUACCUGUUGAUAUUCGCCCAUCUCUUAUUUACCUGAGCGCGUCAAACGCGAGGAGGACAGACGACGCGAGAGACAAGCAACGAUUUCUCGAAGACCCAAAACGCUAAACUUGCGGUAGCGUUUGCACCGGACAAAUUGAACAACACCAGCGACACCAGCGGCGGCGGCAGUGUCAGCCAGAAUGACGGCGGUAUUGACAUCGACGACACGCUCAACGGUGAGCAUUUCGGCGACGAGCUGAGGCGACGCUGACGCCGGCGGACAGCGGAACGCUGGAGGGUCAAGGCGAGUUCAGGUCCGCAGUUUUCCGACCGGCAAAAGCGGUGGCAAUAACAGCAGCAGUAACAGUUCGUGUUUGCCCACGGCUCUUCUUGGGCGUGUGCACCAGCAGUGGCAACAACAACAAAAAUAACAGCCACAACAACGUCAGGGAGGACAACUACGAUUCAGCGUCGAAGACGAUUGUACACAAAGUAUAAGACGACGCGGUGGAGGUGGAGAAAAAGGAAAUUUUGUCGCCAAGGGAUCCCGGGAGUCCCGACCGACAAACACUAUAACAACAAUAAAAACAUGGUGUUUGGACGAUGUCCCUGCUUCAAGGGCGAAAGCGAGGAUGUACAAUGCCUCGAUUAUUCGCAUUGUACCUUGGACGAGGUGCCGAAUGAGAUAUUCAGCUAUGAGAGCACACUACAGGAGCUCUGCUUAGACGCUAAUCAAAUCGGAGAGCUGCCCAGACAGUUGUUCUAUUGCCACGCGUUGCGCCGCCUCACGUUUCAAGAUAACGACGUACAGCAUUUGCCAGCGGCGAUUUCGGCACUCACCCUGCUGAUACAACUCGAUCUCAGCCGAAACAACAUCUCAGAGAUGCCAGAAUCCAUACGAGCAUGCAAGCUUCUGACCUCGGUUGAUGCAUCAGUAAACCCAAUCUCAAAGCUGCCGGAAAGCUUUACACAGCUCGUCAAUCUUGAGGAGCUCUAUUUGAAUGACACCCUGCUCGAGUUUCUCCCAGCAAAUCUCGGAUGGCUAGCCAAGUUGCGAAUCCUAGAAUUACGGGAGAAUCAUCUUAAGACGCUGCCAAAGUCCAUGGCACGUCUUACGCAACUCGUCCGUCUAGACGUCGGUCAGAAUGAUUUCGUCGACAUGCCCGAGGUGAUCGGAUCGCUGGCAUCGUUGAUGGAACUCUGGUGCGACAACAACCGUCUGUCGUAUUUGCCUUCAUUUAUCGGCCACCUUCAGGCACUUCGAUACCUCGAUGCUUCAUCUAACAGAUUAUCAUGCAUAGAGGACGAGGCCUUCAGGAACCUUUCACAGCUGGCGGAUUUAACGAUAUCGUCAAAUCGGUUGACACGGCUACCAGACACCCUAGGGAAGCUGACCCAUUUGACAACAUUACGCGCCGAUGAUAACCAGCUUAUGGGACUCCCGGACUCGCUUGGUUUUUGCUCACAACUCGAAGAGCUAAUAGUCAAUGGAAACCACAUCGAAUACUUGCCAGCAACAAUCGGAUGUCUUCGGCAGCUGUCACUUCUAAUGGCGGAUUCCAAUUGGCUAGAUGAGCUUCCUUCGGAGAUCGGUUCCUGUUCAGCGCUCAAAGUUCUUUCUGCACGAGACAACCGGCUUGUGGAUUUGCCAGAAGAGCUGGGUCACCUUACCAACCUCAAGGUUCUCAGCCUUUCAGCUAACAGAUUGAGAUUUUUGCCGGCAUCCCUGACGCGACUUACGUCUCUGGACGCGUUGUGGCUUUCGGAGAACCAGACGAAGCCGCUGAUUCUCCUGCAGGCGGACGAGGCUGCCGGCCAAAGGAGACUCACAUGUUACCUCCUACCGCAAGAAGACGGACACUACACCACUGGCGAACGGCAAACGCCGGAUAUGAUGGAUCACGAAAAGGAGGGCCGCAUUCAGUUCCUCGGCGAUUCGCUGGGCAAGGCUGGGGCGAAGCUUGUGCGAUCACCCACCCCUUACCCGAAAGAACUGCGCGCGAGGCAUAUGCGCAUGCUGCACAGUCGACAACAGGGGGGCGGCGUCACCGUCUCGGAGGGGGCACGAGGAGGCCAAAUAGGAGAGGCAGUCACUACACAACCAUUACGUACGACUACGACAUUGCUACAACCACCCGGAGUAGAAGGAAGUGGUCCCAGUCUUACAUCUACCGGCAUUUUUCAGCAGCAGGCCGAAGCCGACAGUGUCGCCGCCACCAAUCCACAACGUUCACUACAACAACGACAACAGCAGCAGCAGUCACAAAUACUCAACUUAACAACACCAAAUAUUACAAACAACCCGAGCACCCACGUCACUUCCGCUGCAGGUCGGUGGGUGCCAGGACGAUUUUGGCAAGAAAAAGGAAAUCCUCCCGACGUAAUCCCACCGUCAGCCAACGGAAUGGUCCUUACUGAUGCCGUUUAGUUCAAAUCCAACAGAGCGCAUAACGCCG
Molecule: messenger RNA, 5756 nt
Organism: Varroa destructor (honeybee mite)
Lineage: Eukaryota; Metazoa; Arthropoda; Arachnida; Mesostigmata; Varroidae
Biological process (GO): neurotransmitter receptor transport postsynaptic membrane to endosome; receptor clustering; neurotransmitter receptor transport, endosome to postsynaptic membrane
Cellular component (GO): adherens junction; postsynaptic density; basolateral plasma membrane
Molecular function (GO): protein kinase binding
Source: RefSeq, a predicted model, not a curated record